Messenger RNA from Rotaria sp. Silwood1, 480 nucleotides. NCBI's taxonomy places the organism in Eukaryota, Metazoa, Rotifera, Eurotatoria, Philodinida, Philodinidae. The record is from the annotation of a GenBank genome assembly.
AUGGAUACAAAUAGUGAAUCAACAUCAACUCCUCAAUAUGAGACAACAAUAUUCACUUUAAAACCGAACAACCUUGGUCCAAACAAAGCAACUUUAUUACAUGCCCGAAUAAUGAAAAAAAGUGAUCUAUACAAAGCUGUUCUUUAUUUGCACGAUUACAAUGAUUAUUUCUUUCAUGAUCAUGUAUGUGCUCGAUUUUUGGAUUUUGGUUAUGAUUUUUUUGCACUUGACAUGCGUAAAUGUGGUCGAUCAAUAAUUUCACGUGAACAAGAUCAAUAUAGACAUUAUUUUGAUCUCGUACUCAAUGUUGAGAACAUUCGACGAGCAGCUGGUAUGCUUAGUCAACACGUGACAAUCUGCCCAAUAGAAAAAACAAAUAAUGAUGUAUUUCUAUCGAAAAAACCUGUCCGUGAAAAAGCAUUCAAUUGCAUGUUUCAAUGGCUCGAAAAUCUUGAACGUGAAUGGGUUAAAAAUAUUUGA